AUGGUAAAUAGUAGUAAAUUAUAAUUUAAUUUACCUUCAGAGUAAAAGAUUAAUAAGGAUGAUAUACAUCAUUAACCUCAGUUUAAUGAAUUAAAUGGAAAGGAAGAGAAAAUUAAUUUUAACUUUAAUCACCUAGCCAAUAGGUAAGCUAAAAUUAAUAAAGAUACAAGAGAUAUUUAAGUUGCUUUGAUUAAGUAUUAGAUAGUGAUUAUUUCUUAAAUGGAUUCAAAUCACAAAAGCACUUAAAAUAAACUGUUAUUAUAUCUAAGUCUUUUUUAGAUGAAGAUGAGGAAUAACAAAUAAAAUAAUUGGAAAACCUAGAAAAAGAAAUACCAUAAAUAAUUAAGGCAUCAAUAUUAAAACAAGAAAUUUGGAGAGGUUAUAAGACAACAUAUGUAUUAUGAUAUUAUAAGAAGUUUCUUGUGA
This is a messenger RNA of Paramecium sonneborni, 426 nucleotides long. The record is from the annotation of a GenBank genome assembly. NCBI's taxonomy places the organism in Eukaryota, Ciliophora, Oligohymenophorea, Peniculida, Parameciidae.